AUGGUGGGGUACAAUAGCAAACAGAAUGGGCAGGUGGAGAGAAUGAACAGGAGCCUAAGUGAAAAGAUGUGGAUGCUACUAAUGCAAAGAAGGUUACCAAAGAGCUUCUGGCUGUAUGCAAUCCAGGCUGCAGCAUUCAAGAUAAACCUCACACCAAAUGCUGACAGCAAGCUCCCAUAUGAGGCAAUGUUCAAGAAAUUGCUGGAGUGGCUCAUAUUACUCCUCUGCAUUUUCAGAUGUCUUGUGUGGGUCAAUGUUCCAAAGGCCAAGCAAGACAAUGCCAAACUAGAUCAUUUGGAGAGGAAAGGGUGGCUCUUCUACAGUCCAGAAUACAAGCCAACUGUGUUCUGGAGCAAUUCAGUCAAAUUUUUAGAGACCAAAUGCUGGAUGGAUCACACUCAGUGGUGUCUGGUAAACAUACAACCCCUGCCAACAUUAACAAACGAGGAAGACUCAGCAGACUUAGGAUACACUGAGGAAAACCUGUUUGAUGAGAAAGAUCCAGAUGCACUGUGCAAAUAUGAUAACAUGGAAUAA
This is a messenger RNA of Ustilago hordei, 537 nucleotides long. RefSeq lists its product as uncharacterized. Lineage: Eukaryota; Fungi; Basidiomycota; Ustilaginomycetes; Ustilaginales; Ustilaginaceae. The record is from RefSeq and is a predicted model, not a curated record. The transcript has 2 exons. Bases 1 to 537 code for a protein of 178 amino acids. Gene Ontology annotation, molecular function: nucleic acid binding.